GAUCAUGUUAUGAUGUUUUUAAUGUAUUAAGAGGUCGUUUGUUUACCUGAUAUAAGGUAGUGAACACUUGAAGAAAAUACACCCUCACUCACUAUUAAUUGAUUCUCUUAAUCUCAAAAAUAUAGGCCGACUUGAAAAAGGCUAAAAGCAAUUUUUAGUUAGGUCCCCUUUGAUGCGCAGUCAGCAGACGGUGCGCGGGUAAUUCCAUUCAAACAAGUUUUCUUUGCUAAAGGAACGUGACUGAUAAUGGUUCUGUCAAAAAAAUUCGUUUUAGCUAAACAGCUUGUUGGCAAACCGUCCAGUGAUGAUAUAAAGCUGGUAACAGAAGAAUUGCCUGAUGAAGUUAAUGAUGGCGAAGUUCUAUGUGAAGCAGUCUGGCUGUCUGUUGACCCUUACAUGCGUAUCUUCUCUGGUAGGCUGUCAGAAGGAGAUGUGAUGAUGGGAGAACAGGUAGCAAAGGUUAUUGCAAGUAAGAAUCCAAAAUUUCCUAAAGGCACACAUGUGAUUGCACAUUUUGGUUGGAAGAGCCACACAUUAGUGAAAGAUGUCUCAGUUCUGAGUAAAGUUCCAGACAUUGAAGACUUAUCAUUGUCCCUUACUCUAGGAUCCUUGGGAAUGCCUGGGUAAGUGGUGUUUUAUCUUUUUUUUUUUUUUUUUUUUU
Molecule: messenger RNA, 661 nt
Organism: Octopus bimaculoides (California two-spot octopus)
Lineage: Eukaryota; Metazoa; Mollusca; Cephalopoda; Octopoda; Octopodidae
Product: prostaglandin reductase 1
Biological process (GO): prostaglandin metabolic process
Cellular component (GO): cytoplasm
Molecular function (GO): 15-oxoprostaglandin 13-reductase [NAD(P)+] activity; 2-alkenal reductase [NAD(P)H] activity
Source: RefSeq, a predicted model, not a curated record